This is a messenger RNA of Triticum aestivum (bread wheat), 683 nucleotides long. Its product is annotated as DNA-directed RNA polymerase II subunit 4. NCBI's taxonomy places the organism in Eukaryota, Viridiplantae, Streptophyta, Magnoliopsida, Poales, Poaceae. Gene Ontology annotation, cellular component: RNA polymerase complex. Gene Ontology annotation, biological process: DNA-templated transcription initiation. Gene Ontology annotation, molecular function: nucleotide binding. The record is from RefSeq and is a predicted model, not a curated record.
GCCAAGUGCCUGAUGAACUGCGAGGUGGCGAUAAUCCUGGAGCACAAGUGGGAGCAGCUGCAGCACAUGUCGGACGGCGGCGCCGACCAGGUCUCGCAGGUGUUCGAGAAGUCGCAGGCCUACGUCAAGCGCUUCAGCCGCUACAAGAACCCCGACGCCGUCCGCCAGGUCCGCGAGACGCUCUCCCGCUACAGCCUCGUCGAGUUCGAGCUCUGCACCCUCGGCAACCUCUGCCCCGACACCGCCGACGAGGCCAAGGCGCUCGUCCCCUCCCUCGUCCCCGGCGGCAGGUUCGACAGCGACGACCGCGUCGACAAGAUGCUCAACGACCUCUCACUCAUCAAGAAGUUCGAGUAGCCGCCCCCAUAAUAUGCUCCUUCUUGCUCUUCUUGUGUUCCUCCAGUGGACAUGGACAUGGAGACCGUGUGCCAUUUAUCAGUCUCAAGAAGUACUAGCUACUAGUAGCCUAGUUUGGUGAUAUGUUUAAUCUUCAGAUUAUCUCCUCCUAUGCUAUGAUCAUAAGGCAUCAGCAGUGUCAAUCUCAAAUGUAUGGAGUUGAUUAAACCUUGUUGUUAUGCUGUCUUGGAGAAAAAUGUAGUAGCUUCUUGUUGGAGAUAUAUGGAGUUUACCCUCCUAUAUGCUAUGACUAUAAGACGGAGUUGAUUAAACAUUUGUUGAUAUCA